AUGGAGUAUCACAUACCGCCUGAAAACACACCCUACGGGACACCAGUGUUCUGCAAGCUGUCCAGCCACAAUCGCCUUGUCUUCAUGCAUGCUGGGGGAGGGGGGGGCCGCAAUGCGGCGAUGUCGUCGAUGCCAAUGAAGACGACCAAUCGUGAUGAACCGCACGGUCGCGGAAGUCCAUUUCCACUUUUCAUAUUUGGCGACAUCAUCUGCACCACUCAGAUGAAGAUGAAUGGACUUCAAGCGCUUGCAUGUGCCAGUGGUGUGCAGAUAAUGCACGGCACAAUGCCCCAGCGGAUCUCGCACAUGUUCCACAAGGCUGGUCGAUGGUCAGGUCCAACUGCCAUUACCGCCGACUGGAACCGGUGUGCCGCUGUGCGGGGACCAUUCUCGUUGUCAAUACGAAUGGUCGUUCCGGAUCCCAUUUACGAGUUUGGCACAGCGAUCCGGCUGAGACGUGCAAAGGCCUCCGCAGCGCAGAUGCCUCGUUUCAGGGCCUCGGCAGUGCGGGAUGGACGUCACGACUUCGCGGCCGGGCAGGUGAUGGGAAAGCUUGGCGGUGCUGCGAAGCGCCGAAUGGGUUGGGAGGUCAACUUAACCAAGUACGACACGGAAGUCUUUGCCGUGGUCUGUGGAGGCAUAGCUGUGGUUGGGCUACCGCUUUUCGCCGAGUGGCGCGGAGCGGCUUGUGGGCUCAGCGAUCGGCCCGAGCGCUUUUUUGUGCUUCCGCGCGAGGUGCGGCCUUACCUGCGCCCCGACGUGCACAUGAACUUCGGCCGAAUGAGGCUGCGCCCGUCCACCUGCUUCCUGUUGCUGCAAGUGGCCGGGGUCAAGGAGGGGAGCACCCUCCUCGACCCCAUGGGCGGCGUCGGCACGAUUGCCAUAGAGGCCGCCGUACGAAUUCCACACGUGCGCGCGUUAACUUCGGACAUCAGCUGGGACGCGACUCAGGCCGCGAAGCUGAACGUCGCGGCGGCCGCCCCACACUUGGCUUCUGGAUCGACUCUGGUGGUGUCGCAGGAGGAUGCCCGGUCUCUACCGAACGAGGCCGCAUCCAUCGACUUCGUCGUCACCGAUGUGCCUUUCGGGAACCGAAACCGACUCGUGUGGGUGAAUGGUUUGCUGCCAGCCUUCCUCGCUGAGAUGUCACGCGUGCUGCGACCCGGUGGACGGGCUGCGCUGCUCAUGACGAGGGGCCACGCGAGGCAAGUGAUGCAACUCCUCGGAACAGACGAGACACUGGCCUCGUUUGAGGAGGUGGCGGAGGAGGAGGAGCCGUGUGAUGCUUCAGAGACAGAGACAACCGACUCCUUGAAGGAGGCAUUCCGCCAGCUUGCCUGCCAUAAAGUGGGAGUUGGUGGUUGGCCGGCAGCCGUGCUUGCUUUGGAGCGCCGGCAAACAGAGCCGAAGCGGAAGGUGGCCGAAGCCGAAGUUCGGCCCAGCAAAGGCCAGGCGAAAGGCUCCGGGAAGGCUGCCAAGAAGGCGGCCUUAGGUGAGCCAUGCGAGUGCCUUCUCAUCGAGAGGCCCAUUUCAUGUCCGAGUCGACGGCUGGUCGACUUGUUGAUGCAGCGCUGGCCAUCCCACUUCCCCACGGAGUCUGUUGGGCGAAGGGUGAUGGGACGUGGCCGAGUAUGGGUCGAGGAUGCGACAGAGGCUGCCGAGGCCCUACGGCAAGCCUGGUGGAGCGAACCGGUGACGAUGAAGAGCGUCGUCUUCUUUCCGGACUACCCACGGCGAUCGCCCUAUGCUGGCCAACUCACCGCGCUGUACCAAGAUAACUGUGUCGCGGUCGUCGUCAAAGAGCCCGGGCUGCGAAUCUUUGGUGGCAUCCGCACCCUCGCGAAUCUGCUAGCCGCUUGGCCUCCGCCCCUCAUCGCCUCCACGGCGAAAGAUGCGUUGCCUGCGCCGGUGCCCGUGCAUUUUCUGGAGGCGGAACUCGGCGGGUGCUUCCUCGUGGCCAAGACGGCCGAGGCAGCUUUUCGGCUGGGUCGCUCGCCGCCGAGGCGUCAGCUGCGGGCGCUGCUAUGUGGCGAGGAGCCGCUGCGCCAGCUACAAGGCCACCCCAGCUGGCGCAUCCGUCGCGUCGCUCCAAGCGUCCGCUUCACGAAGCUGACCGAGGCCAGUUGCCCACUGCAGGGCCCGGUCGCCCCGUUCCGUGAGGAGUGCGCCCGAGAGCGGUUGAUCAUCCUUGGUGACCUUCAGUACGCGGGGGAGGAGGCGCCAAAGAUCCGCCGUAGCCAGGUCUAUCUGUUUGUAGACAGCGCCUCGGCCGCACCCGUGGGCAGCAUCCACGGAGCCGUGACUGCCAUGUUGUACAUAUUAACCUGUGGCUCCUUCGGGGCACGCCUGCUUUGCUUUCUGGUGCUGGCAGCAGAUUCUGGGGCACCCACGCUGGAGUGUUACACGGACGCCAGCUUUGCACCAUACGCUGCAAGACCGUACACCGGCAUCGCCAUCAGGUACUGUGGAUGCCUUGUGUUGUGGCGAGCCGCCAAGCAGAGCUCUGUGACGCUUAGCUCUUCAGAGGCCGAGUUGGUUGCGGCCACAGAACGUGUGGUGCUCACUCUGGGUGUUGGAGAGAUCUUGCAGCAGGUGACUAGUGUGAGGUUGCCAAUCAAAUUGCUGAUGGACAACGCUGCAGCUCUGCAGCAGCUACAGGGACGCGGUGCAAACCGCACCCGACAUCUCCGGAUUCGGAGUAGUUUCUUCAAGGAGAAGGUGGAUCUCCUUGACGGUGGUGUUGCAGGUUCACCAAGGUGCUGCUAG
Messenger RNA from Symbiodinium sp. CCMP2592, 2766 nucleotides. The record is from the annotation of a GenBank genome assembly. NCBI's taxonomy places the organism in Eukaryota, Dinophyceae, Suessiales, Symbiodiniaceae.